AUGUUGACAGCUGGUUUAAGGCCGGCGAUGUAAUUCAGAGCAUGCGCAGUACCAAUAGCCCCUCUGCAGGGAAGGGUUUUUAAAGUCGGACCGGAAGUGGAAGUGGUCCUCGGAGGCAUUUUCGUCGCUGCUAAGAGUAUUUCCAUAUUUUAAUAGCGAGGAACCGCUGAGAGGAUUUUGACUCCAGGUCACCUCCUCCCAACAGCUCUGCUUCAAUUCACAGUGGAACAUUAAGCUUCAAGCUUCUGAGGGAAGCAGGGUUGAGACCCAGUGUGACCAUGCCAACAAAUUGGACCUUACUCCAGAAAUCCACAGGUCUGGCUCCAGAGAAUCAUAGCAGCUCAUGUGAGGGAUCAGUGUCCUUCAGGGAUGUGACUAUUGAUUUCACCAGAGAGGAAUGGCAGCAUCUAGACCCUGGUCAGAGAAACCUUUACCGGGAUGUGAUGCAAGAGACCUACAGCCACUUACUUUCAGUAGGGUAUCAAGUUCCUGAGCCAGAAGUUUUCAUGCUGGAGCAAGGAGAGGAGCCAUGGGCAUCACAGGGUGAUAGCUCACAUCAGAGCUGUCCAGAAAAAUUGCAGCAGAUUUGUGAUCAGAUAGAGAGCUAUCAGCAAACAGGAAAUAAAUCAUUCAGUGAUGUUGCUUUCAUCAAGAAAAUGAUGACUAUAAAGAAUCAUCAUGAAUAUAAGGAUAUUAGACAAAUAAUCCAUGUUAGCCCAAACAUUAUUUCUUCUCCCAAAAGACCUCAUCUGUGUGACUCUUUUGUGAAUAGUCUGAAGCAUAAUUUAGGUUUACACAGUCAUAAUACAAAUAAUGCAUCAAAGUACUUUAAAAAGAUUAUUGAAUAUGGUAAAAUUUCUUCCAAUACUGACCAGGAGUAUACUCUAAGAGAAGAGAAAUUAUGGGGCCAUAAUCAAUAUGGGAAAAUUAUCAAUUACAAACAAGCACCCUCUCAAUAUCAGAAAAUUCAUACUGGGGACAAAUCCUACAACUGCGCUGAAUUUGAAAAGAUUGUCACUCAGAAGUCACAUCUCAAGGUACAGCUGCAAGUUCAUACAGGAGAAAAACUCUAUGUAUGUAUUGAAUGUGGGAAGGCUUUUGUACAGAAGCCAGAAUUCAUUGCUCAUCAAAAAACCCACACCAGAGAGAAGCCCUAUAAAUGCAAUGAAUGUGGAAAGUCCUUCUUCCAGGUAUCUUCUCUCUUCAGACAUCAGCGAAUCCACACUGGAGAAAAACUCUAUGAAUGCAGUGAAUGUGGAAAAGGCUUUUCUUAUAACUCAGAUCUCAUUAUCCACCAGAAAAUUCAUACUGGAGAGAGGCACCAUGAAUGCAGUGACUGUGGCAAAGCAUUCACACAAAAGUCCACACUCAAGAUGCAUCAGAAAAUUCAUACAGGUGAGAGAUCUUAUAUAUGCAUUGACUGUGGACAGGCCUUUAUCCAGAAGACACACUUGGUUGCACACCGAAGAAUUCAUACUGGAGAAAAACCAUAUGAAUGUAGUAUCUGUGGAAAAUCCUUCAUUUCAAAGUCACAACUCCAGGUACAUCAACGAAUUCACAGUAGAAUCAAGCCCUAUGUAUGUACCGAAUAUGGGAAGGUCUUCAACAAUAGUUGCAACCUCAUUACACAUAAGAAAGUUCAAGUUAGAGAAAAAUCUUCCAUAUGUACUGAAUGUGGGAAAGCCUUUACCUAUAGGUCAGAGUUAAUAAUACAUCAGAGAAUUCACACUGGAGAGAAACCUUAUGUAUGUAGUGACUGUGGAAAAGCCUUCACUCAGAAGUCAGCACUUACAGUGCAUCAGCGAAUCCAUACAGGAGAAAAAUCAUAUGUGUGCAUGAAGUGUGGCCUGGCCUUCAUCCAAAAGGCACACUUGAUUGCACAUCAAAUAAUUCAUACUGGGGAGAAACCCUAUAAAUGUGGUCACUGUGGGAAAUUCUUUACCUCCAAGUCACAGCUCCAUGUGCAUAAACGAAUUCACACAGGAGAAAAGCCCUAUAUAUGCAAUAAAUGUGGGAAGGCUUUCACCAACAGGUCAAAUCUCAUUACACACCAGAAAACUCACACAGGAGAAAAAGCUUAUAUAUGUUCUAAAUGUGGAAAGGCCUUCACUCAGAGGUCAGACUUGAUUACACAUCAGAGAAUUCAUACCGGAGAAAAGCCUUAUGAGUGCAGUACCUGUGGAAAAGCCUUCACCCAGAAGUCACACCUCAAUAUACACCAGAAGAUUCAUACUGGAGAGAGACAGUAUGAAUGCCAUGAAUGUGGGAAAGCCUUCAACCAGAAAUCAAUACUCAUUGUGCAUCAAAAAAUUCAUACAGGAGAGAAACCCUAUGUGUGCACUGAAUGUGGAAGAGCCUUCAUCCGAAAGUCAAAUUUUAUCACUCAUCAAAGAAUUCAUACCGGAGAGAAACCAUAUAAAUGCAGUGAUUGUGGGAAAUCCUUUACCUCCAAGUCUCAGCUCCUGGUGCAUCAGCCAAUCCACACAGGUGAGAAACCCUAUGUGUGUGCUGAGUGUGGAAAAGCCUUUAGUGGCAGGUCAAAUCUUAGUAAACACCAAAAAACUCAUACCGGAGAGAAGCCUUACAUCUGUUCUGAAUGUGGGAAGACAUUCAGGCAGAAAUCAGAGUUGAUAACACAUCAUAGGAUUCAUACUGGAGAGAAACCUUAUGAAUGUAGUGACUGUGGGAAGUCUUUCACUAAGAAAUCACAGCUCCAAGUGCAUCAACGAAUUCACACAGGUGAGAAGCCUUACGUGUGUGCUGAGUGUGGGAAGGCCUUCACUGAUAGGUCAAAUUUGAAUAAACACCAAACAACACACACUGGAGACAAACCCUAUAAGUGUGUAGUCUGUGGGAAAGGCUUUGUUCAGAAAUCAGUGCUCAAUGUGCAUCAAAGUAUUCACACUUAAACAGGAUGAGAAAAAGCUUACUGAGGACAUGUCUUACUGUACAUUACUGCAUCCAUGCAGCAGAAUAGUAUGCAUAAGGGGAAAUGCUCACAUGAGAAUGUCAUACAUUACUGUUUAGAAGACGACCUCUAAGAAGGAAUUGAAUGUGGAGGGAGGCCCUUCUUACACUGUCAUCAGCAUCAUUAAAUCUGGGGCAUCCAUACUGAGAAGGAACUGAGUUUGAUAUUUUAGAACAAGACUUCUUAUGAUUAUGAAAAGUAUGAUGGAACACUAUAUCCUAAUUUUUAAUAGGAAGGGUUAUGUUAAGCCAUGUUAAUGAUAGUCUUGUUGGUAGAAUAGGUACAGUGCCAACAAAUUGAAUGAAAAAACAAUAUAUAGGAAAUGAUAAGUCCUCAGUUCUGGAAGUUGUUUGUUGCAAAACAUUGUCUAACAGAGUUGUGGGUGUUUUUCUUUGGUGAAUCUAACACACUUGUGUAUAUCCAUUCCCCCACUGAGUACUUCUGUCAAAAAAUACUACAAUAAAAAUAUAUUCCUCUGACACAGAGUGUAUAUAUACACUCUGAUGCAAAUCUCAA
Messenger RNA from Heterocephalus glaber (naked mole-rat), 3484 nucleotides. RefSeq lists its product as uncharacterized. The record is from RefSeq and is a predicted model, not a curated record. Gene Ontology annotation, cellular component: nucleus; nucleoplasm. NCBI's taxonomy places the organism in Eukaryota, Metazoa, Chordata, Mammalia, Rodentia, Bathyergidae. Gene Ontology annotation, molecular function: DNA-binding transcription repressor activity, RNA polymerase II-specific; RNA polymerase II cis-regulatory region sequence-specific DNA binding. Gene Ontology annotation, biological process: regulation of immune system process; negative regulation of transcription by RNA polymerase II; regulation of cytokine production.